AUGCGUGGCCUCUCCUCAAAGGAGUCCGACUACUCGGAUAUGAACAUCCCACUCACCGCCGCCGACGACCACUACGCUUUUGAAGGCUCCAACAACUCACUCUCGUCCCAUUCUCGCUACCCCCCAGACUCACCCUCCUACUCCUCCCCUAACCCCAGCCAACCACCCAGCAACAACAGCAGUCAGAGCAGGCAGUCCCCCGGUGCCUUUUCUAAGUUCCUUUCCAACUUUACCGGACCCUCUACCGCCAACCAGGGAGGCAUCCGCACCAUCUACCUCAAUAACACUGAGCGAAACGCACAAGCAAAAUACCUCCACAACCGCAUCUCCACCUCAAAGUACAACUACUUUACAUUCCUCCCAAAGUUCCUCUACGAACAGUUCUCCAAAUACGCCAACAUCUUUUUCUUGUUCACCGCCUGCAUUCAGCAAAUCGAUGGUGUCUCUCCAACAUCAAGAUACACGACAGCAGUGCCAUUGGUACUCGUCUUGUUCGCAACAGCCGUCAAGGAAGUCAUGGAGGACUUUAAACGACAUGCCUCUGACAGCGAGACCAACGCCAGGCACUCCAAGGUUCUGCAGGGCAGCACUUUUGUGCCACGCGCCUGGCAUUCGAUCAAGGUCGGAGAUAUUGUCCGUGUCGAGGGAGGCGAGUCCUUCCCUGCCGAUCUGGUUCUGUUGAGUUCAUCCGAGCCCGAAGGAAUGUGUUACAUCGAGACAAGUAACUUGGACGGAGAGACCAACUUGAAGAUCAAACAGGCAUUGCCAGAGACAGUUCACCUUAUCACACCUCUGGAGGCAUCGAACUUGGGAGGACUCAUUCGCUCGGAACAGCCUAACAACAGUCUGUACACCUUCGAAGGAACUCUGCUGAUGAACACCGCCCAGGGCAACCCCAAGGAGCUCCCCUUGGACCCAAUUCAAGUCUUGCUUCGUGGUGCUCAACUUCGUAACACCCGUUGGAUCUACGGUGUGGUCGUCUUUACAGGACACGAGUCCAAGCUCAUGCGAAACGCCUCAGCAACACCCAUCAAGCGUACCUCUGUCGAAAAGAUGACCAACGUUCAAAUCAUCUUCCUGUUCUGUAUCCUGCUGGCAAUGUCUCUCGCCUCAGCUGUCGGCAACAUGGUCAUCACCAACAAGAACCUUGAACAACUCUCCUACCUCGAACUCCCACACUCGUCCUGGGGAGACUUUGGUCGUAACAUCCUCACCUUCUUGAUUCUGUACAACAACCUGAUCCCCAUCUCUUUGAUGGUCACCAUGGAGGUCGUCAAGUUCUGGCAGGCGCAAUUGAUCAACUCGGACCUGGACAUGUACUACGAAAAAACCGACACCCCAGCACUUGCCCGUACCUCGUCUCUCGUCGAGGAACUCGGACAAAUCGAGUACAUCUUUUCGGACAAGACAGGAACACUGACCUGUAACGAGAUGGAGUUCCGUCAGUGCUCUAUUGCAGGACUUGCCUAUGCUGAUAUGGUUGAGGAAGGAAAGCAGGCACGCAUCGAGGAUGGAGUUGAGGUCGGUAUCCACGACUUCAAGCAAUUGGACGCCAACCUGCGCAGCCACCCUACCAGCAAUGUCAUCGAUGAGUUCUUAACUCUUCUCGCUGUCUGCCACACUGUCAUUCCUGAACGUCAAGAGGGAAACCCCUCAGAAAUCGUUUACCAGGCUUCGUCUCCCGAUGAGGGUGCACUUGUUUCUGGCGCUGCUCUAAUGGGAUACCAAUUCACCACGCGACGACCCCGCUCUGUCAACAUUCAAGUUGGACCUCAUGACCUGGAGUACGAAAUUUUGAACGUUUGCGAGUUCAACUCGACCCGUAAGCGUAUGUCAACCAUUGUUCGCGGUCCCGACAGGAAGAUUAAGCUGUACUGCAAGGGAGCCGAUACCGUCAUUUUGGAGCGCUUGGGAUCGGAGAAUGAGUUUGUUGACACCACCAUGCAGCAUUUGGAGGAUUAUGCCACUGAGGGUCUCCGUACUCUGUGUGUCGCCAUGAGAGAGAUCCCCGAGGCGGAAUACCAGCACUGGUGCCAGAUCUAUGAGCGUGCUUCCACCACCAUCCAAAACCGUGGUGACGAGUUGGACAAGGCUGCCGAGUUGAUUGAGAAGAACCUGUUCCUGUUGGGUGCCACCGCUAUUGAGGACAAGCUUCAAGACGGAGUCCCCGAGACUAUUCACACUCUUCAGCAAGCCGGUAUCAAAGUCUGGGUCUUGACUGGAGAUCGUCAAGAAACCGCCAUCAACAUUGGAUACUCCUGCAAGUUGAUUCAGGAAGACAUGUCUUUGAUUAUCUGUAACGAGCAGACACACUGGGAGACCAAGGAGUUUUUGGAAAACAAGGUCAAGGCGAUCAAGUCGACUUACCAACGAGGCGACGAAAUCGAACCCCUGGCUCUUAUUAUCGACGGAAAGACUCUCGGCUUUGCUCUGGAGAAGGAUGUCGAAAAGGUCUUUUUGGAACUGGCUGUCCUCUGCAAGGCUGUUGUCUGCUGCCGUGUGUCUCCCCUGCAGAAGGCUUUGGUCGUCAAGCUCGUCAAGCGCAACCUGAAGGCUAUCUUACUCGCUAUCGGUGAUGGCGCCAAUGAUGUUUCGAUGAUUCAGGCUGCUCACGUCGGUGUCGGUAUUUCGGGAUUGGAGGGUCUCCAGGCUGCUCGCAGUGCCGAUUUCGCCAUCUCGCAGUUCCGUUUCUUGAAGAAGCUGCUUUUGGUCCACGGUGCAUGGAGUUACCAGCGUCUUAGUAAGCUGAUUCUUUUCAGUUUCUACAAAAACAUUUGUCUGUAUACCACCCAGUUCUGGUACGCCUUCUACAACGGCUUCUCCGGUCAGACCGUCUACGAAUCCUGGACCAUCUCCCUGUACAACGUUGCCUUGACGGUCCUGCCUCCUUUGUCUCUCGGUAUUUUCGACCAGUAUGUCAGCGCCAGGAUGUUGGACCGCUACCCUCAGAUGUAUAUGCUCGGUCAGAAGAGCGAGUUCUUCAACGUCAAGACUUUCUGGGGAUGGGCUUCCAAUGCCAUCUUCCACUCUGUUGUCCUUUUCUUUGCCGUUUCCUUCAUAUUCCGCAACGAUUUGAUCAUGGUUGACGGUACUAUUGGUGGCGCAUGGAUCAUGAGUGUCACUCUUUACACUGCUGUCUUGGCCACCGUUCUCUGGAAGGCCGCUUUGAUUACCGAUCUCUGGACCAAGUAUGCCUACAUCUCAGUUCCUGGAUCGAUGCUCUUCUGGAUGGGCUUCUUCCCUAUCUUUGCGAUUGUUGGUGCCAAGAUUGGUUUAACCCCCGAGUACUAUGGAAUCGCUGGACCCCUUUAUGGCCAGCCAGUGUUCUGGUUGACCAUCAUUCUUUUGCCUUUGGCCUGCGUCCUCCGUGAUUAUGCCUUCAAAUACAUGAAGCGCACAUUCUUCCCAAGGACAUACCACUAUGUGCAGGAGAUUCAGAAGCUCAACAUCCCCGACUACCGCCCUCGCAUGGAACGUUUCCGAAAGGCAGUCCACAAGGUCCGCAACAUUCAGCGUCUGCGUCGCAACCGUGGAUUUGCCUUUUCUCAGAACGAAGCCGGCACUGCGCGUUUGAUUCGUGCAUACGAUACCACUGCCCAGAAGCCCUUGGGUUAA
Linnemannia hyalina is the source of this 3615-nucleotide messenger RNA. The record is from the annotation of a GenBank genome assembly. NCBI's taxonomy places the organism in Eukaryota, Fungi, Mortierellomycota, Mortierellomycetes, Mortierellales, Mortierellaceae.